Molecule: messenger RNA, 2499 nt
Organism: Talaromyces amestolkiae
Lineage: Eukaryota; Fungi; Ascomycota; Eurotiomycetes; Eurotiales; Trichocomaceae
Exons: 5
Coding region: 1-2499 (832 amino acids)
Biological process (GO): generation of catalytic spliceosome for first transesterification step; mRNA splicing, via spliceosome
Cellular component (GO): post-mRNA release spliceosomal complex; U2-type catalytic step 2 spliceosome; Prp19 complex
Molecular function (GO): protein binding
Source: RefSeq, a predicted model, not a curated record
AUGGAGCGAACGUCAGCAGCAGAGCCAGACCUCUACCUCAUCUCGAGCGAGGAUACCAUUUAUGAGCAGGAUCUGCUGCGGGAUCCUGGCAGUAUAAAGCCAUGGCUGUCCUACAUCGAGUACAAGCGCCAGAAUGGGACGCUUUAUGAGCAGUCUUUUAUCAUGGAGCGCGCCUGCAAGCAACUUCCGCGAUCCUAUAAAUUAUGGAAGAUGUAUUUAGAAUUCAGAAUCAACCAUCUCCGGGGGCGCAAUCCUGCUAUACAUCGUGCUGAAUAUCAGAAAGUGAAUACGCUAUUCGAACGGGCCCUGGUCCUACUCAACAAGAUGCCUCGGAUUUGGGAGAUGUUCCUUGCUUUCCUGCUGAAGCAACCAGUAGUUACAUACACUCGUCGCUCAUUCGAUCGCGCACUUCGAGCACUGCCUAUUACCCAGCACAGCCGUAUCUGGAAGCUCUACAAGGCAUUUGCCAAUUCGGUCUCUGGGUUUACUGCGGUACAGAUAUGGCGGAGAUACAUGCAGGUUCGCCCUGAAAAUGCGGAGGACUACAUCGAACUGCUCGUGGAACUGGGACAUUACACAUCGGCUAUAAAGAAGUACAUGGAGAUUCUUGAUAAUUCGAGCUUCCAGUCGAAGAAGGGCAAGAGCCAGUUCCAGCUGUGGAGUGAGAUGGUUGAGCUUCUCGUAAACAAGGCCAAGCACAUCGAUACCACAAUUAACGGAGGGAUUGACGUUGAUUCUAUUAUUCGAAGCGGUAUCUCUCGGUUCUCUGAUCAGCGCGGUAGACUCUGGGUCGGCUUGGCGACGUAUUGGAUCACAAAAGGCAACUUUGAGAAGGCUAGGGAUAGUUUUGAAGAAGGAAUUACUAGCGUCAUGACAGUACGGGACUUCACCAUGAUCUUUGACUCAUAUGUCGAGUUUGAGGAGUCAAUCAUCGGAACACUCAUGAGCCAAGCAGAAUCUCGUUCGAAGAAAGGCAAGGUUGAUGAGGAUGCAGACUUUGAUUUGGAUCUGCGCAUGUUGCGAUUCGAGCAGCUGAUGGAUAGACGCCCGUUCCUUGUCAAUGAUGUUCUCCUGCGACAGAACCCGAACAACGUCGUGGAAUGGGAGAAGCGAGUUGCACUGUGGGGAAAUAAUGUCAGCGAGGUCGUCAAUACUUACACUGCUGCCAUUGCUGCUAUCAAUCCCAAGAAGGCACAUGGAAAGUUUCAUGAAUUGUGGGUUAACUACGCCAAAUUCUACGAGAACGGAGGGAAUAUUGAUACCGCACGAAUCAUUUUCGACAAAGCUGUCAAGGUUCCCUUCAAGACGGUAGCAGAGUUGGCGGAGACUUGGUGUGAAUGGGCUGAGAUGGAAUUGCGUAGUGAGAAUUUUGAUCAGGCGGUUGCUAUCAUGGCCAAAGCGACUCAGGCUCCAAAACGCUCGACAGUGGACUAUUUUGACGAGACUCUAUCGCCUCAACAACGUGUGCACAAGAGCUGGAAGCUUUGGAGUUUUUACGUGGACCUCGUCGAGAGUGUCAGCACUCUUGACGAGACUAGAAAGAUUUACGACAGGAUCUUCGAGCUUCGAAUUGCUACGCCACAGACCGUCGUCAAUUACGCCAACCUUCUGGAAGAGAACAAGUAUUUCGAAGAGUCGUAUAAGGUCUACGAGCGUGGUUUAGACCUGUUCAGCUACCCCGUUGCAUUCGAGCUGUGGAAUUUGUACCUGACAAAAGCUGUUGAUCGAAAAGUCAGUGUUGAGCGUCUUCGCGACCUUUUUGAGCAAGCACUCGAUGGCUGUCCUCCCAAGUUCGCCAAGGUCUUGUACUUGAUGUAUGGCAAUCUGGAAGAAGAGCGUGGCCUUGCUAGACACGCUAUGCGUAUCUACGAACGUGCCACACGAGCAGUAUCCGACGAGGAUCGACUCGAAAUGUUCAAUUUCUAUAUUACCAAAUCCGCAUCUAACUUUGGGCUCACAUCAACCCGCCCAAUAUACGAACGCGCCAUUGCUGCUUUACCGGACCACGAAGCCAAAGAUAUGUGCCUGAAGUUCGCUGAAAUGGAACGCCGCCUUGGUGAAAUCGAUCGGGCACGCGCUAUCUAUGGCCAUGCAUCUCAAUUCUGUGACCCGCGUACCAAUGCCGGCUUCUGGCAGAAAUGGGAAGCAUUCGAAGUGCAACACGGUAACGAGGAUACAUUUAAGGAAAUGUUGCGUAUCAAGCGAAGCGUUCAAGCUCAAUACAACACGGACGUCAACUUCAUCGCCUCCCAAGCUAUUGCACGUAGCCAACAACAGCGCGCCCAGAACGGAGAAGCAGAUAAAGACGACGAAGAAGACCAAGAACGCGCAGACGCAAUGGCAGCAUUGGAACGCCAGGCUCGUGCCCCCGUCGGCUUCGUUGCUGCCAGCUCCGGCCCAGAAGGCGGAAAUCGCCCUUCGGCAGCUGCGACUACCGCGCCUCCAGCGAACGUUAAUCCAGAUGCCAUUGAUCUUGGUGACGAGGAUAUGGAAGAUUAG